UUUUAGUACACUGAACAAUGUUAGACUAGAAUUUAGUGAGUGUUUAGGCAGUGGCAGUGCUCAUACUGGCUUCCAUUUUUUUCUCCGCCAAAAUGGAUCAUAAUGUUCUUUAUAAAUAUUAUCCCGCCCCCCGGAAUAUAAUGUGGCUCGUAUACUCAGAUGUGGGUUACUCGUGUUGAUCCUUGUCUUAAAUGUAUAUUCAACCGCAUCUAUGUUAAGAGCACCGACUUCCGAUUGAACAGAAAUUCAUGAAUAAUACUAUUCAUUCCCUACGGAGCUGUGAGUGUAAUGAGACCUACGUACAGAGCUGGACUAGCUCUACUCAUACAGUGGUUUCAUGUUACUUGAAAAUACAGAAAAACUGUUUGAAAACUAAAGAGUUUGUAAUAGCAGAAUAAAUAUGAAUCCUCAAAAAGAUUGUGGUCUAAAACCUUUUUAUUUUAAAUGUUCAUUAUGUGAUGAAAAGUAUGAUUUAUACAGUAAUUUAGUGGAGCACUGUAAAACACAUGCUAUAGACAAACACUAUCAACAGUUAUUACCCCUUUCUUGUGGGGUGUGCUACCAGAGUUUCAACUUUUAUAAAGAUCUGGAUCAACACAGUAAAAUACACUUCAAAGAGGGCUUCAAUGUGGAUUCAAAAACACAACUAAAUUCAAAAGAAUCCUAUGAAUGUGAUGUUUGUGGUAGAUCUUGUGCCAAUGAAAACAAAUUUAAAAUCCACAUGUGGACUCAUAGUGGAGAGAAACCAUAUAAAUGUAAUAUUUGUGGUAAAUUUUUCGCUCGAAAUGCUAACUUUACCAUCCAUAUGAAGUCUCAUUCAGUACAAACAUGUCACAUUUGUUAUAAACCCUUUACUCAGAGUAAUGAGCUAGAAAAACAUUUAAAGACUGAUCAUGAAGAGAAUCCAUUUAAAUGUGAUGUUUGUAGCAAAUCAUUUACUACAAAAUAUAAACUAUGUUUUCACCAAAAACUACAUACUGGUAUAAAACCUUAUAAAUGCGAUUUUUGUGAGAAAUCAUUUACUCAGAAACGGUAUUGCACUGCACAUAUUAAUACUCAUUAUGCAGAAAAGCCUUUUAAGUGUGAAAUUUGUGGGAAAUCCUAUAAAGUAAAACAGGAAUUAGCUUUUCACAUCAGGAAACACACAAGAGAAAAGCUAUUUAAAUGUGAUGAUUGCGGUAAAUCUUUUCUAAGUAAAACCUAUCUUAAGUACCAUUUAAAAACUCAUAACAAAGAUCGUUGUUAUAAUUGUGAACAUUGUGAUGAUACUUUCUUAAGCAAGAGUGGUUUAAUAUCACACAGCAAGGUCCACAUACCAAAACCAAAAAAGUCUUUUAAAUGUAACGUUUGUGAUAAAUUAUUUUCCCAAAAUUGUAAUCUUCAACAACACAUCAGGAUACAUACUGGAGAGAAAAUGUUUUCGUGUGAGAUUUGUGGUAGAACCUUUAUGUAUAGAAGAAAUCUAAGACAACACUUUCAAACUCACACUGAGAAAAAACCUUACAAAUGUGAUGUUUGUGGUAGAUCAUUUACUAGGCCUCAAAGUCUAAAGGAACAUAGCAGAAUUCAUACUGGAGAGAAACCCUAUGGAUGUGAUGUUUGUGGUAAAAGAUUUGGAUACCUGUCUUCAUUUGGUCUGCACAAAUUAAACCAUAAAGGAAUUCAAUCUGAGAAGUGUAAAAUUUGUGAUAAAUUGUUUACCAGAAAAGACUAUUUAAGGGUCCACAUGAAAUCUCAUAGGCCAAACAAAUGAAUAAAACUUAUACAAUUGAAUAAAACUCAAAUCCCAAUACUCAUGUGUUACAAGGAGUAGCGUCACCUCUUAACCACAUGAAUUUUUCUCCUGGUUCCUAUGAUUUCCUUCCACUGUUAAAGAUCAAUAUGAACAAGUAAAUGAUUGAAAUACAUGUAUGUUAUAUGUUAUUCCAAAAAUGACCUAGUUUGUGUCGAGUGGACAUUGAAAACCUAUGUCUCUCAUGCUUAUGUAAAUGUAGGCACGUAAAAGAUCCCUUGACCAUUGGAAUUCAAUAUAAGAGCAGGAUACAGUGUGAUUGUCUGGGCAAAAUUUCCCUCGCACAGCACAUCAGCUCAGUUGGAGCAUAAAAGUAGGAAAUGGAAUGAAAUAGGGUUUAACGUCCUACUGUUCUGCUCCUAACUGGGCUAAUGAAGACGGGCAUACAGUGUGCUACGAGGGAAAUAUUGCCAGACAGUGGCACUACGGCCUACUCGUAUAUCGAAUUCCAACUAUCAAGGGAUCUUUUACGAGCACGUCAGUGUGUACACAGGACCUCCGUUUUCCAUCCCAUCUGAACGACUAGACAGUUGCCCUGCAUCACUGACAAGGGGGAACCACGCAAGAAAAUCUGGAUGAACUUCCUCGGCCAAUACAGGGAUCGAACACCCACUUAGCCACCGUGAUCCCCCAUAAAAGUAAGACCUUAAACCUCGUUUCAUUUAAUUUCAUUUGGAAACUAUCACCGCUGUUAUUCUUUUACUCACUGGGGGAAAAAGUAUGGUAAAGGAGUGCAGAUUUUGUUUGUUUAAAACCCGCAGAUCUCGGUUACUUUCGAUAUUCACGCAUAUCGGACCAUAACUUCCUGAAUUAUUGUCCCUGAUUGUACCAAAAAUCGUGUUUUUAGCUUGUGGACCCCGUAGAGGUUUUAAUUUUUAUCCGAUUUAAAAAAAACGUUACAAUAUAUCACCGUUACACCCUAAGGACAGUUGAGUUCGAAUUUUGUAAAAAUUGGACCGAAACUGACGGACAAAAUGACCGCCCCUCGUUCGCAAAUAGUGUCAAAAUGUUGUGUAUCAGGGUUGUGGACCCUCUGGAAUCACAAUUUUCAUCUGAUUUUGAUGAAACUUGAAAUGCAUGUUUAUAACCCACAGAUCUCGGUUACUUUUGAUAUUCGCGCAUAUCGGACCCUAACUUUCUGAAUUUUGGCGUCUGAUUGUACGAAAAAUCGUGUUUUUAGCUUGUGGACCCCAUAGAGGUAACAAUUUUUAUCCGAUUUAAAAAAACGUUACAGUAUACAUGUAUCACUGUUACACCCUAAGGAUGGUUGAGUUCAAAUUUCGUAAAAUCGAACAGAACUGACAAAAUAGCCGCCCGUGUUCGCAAAUAGUGUCAAAAUAUUGUGUAUCAUUGUUGUGGACCCUCUGGAGGUCACAAUUUUCAUCUAAUUUUGAUGAAACUUGAAAUGCAUGUUUAUAACCCACAUAUCUCGAUUACUUUUGAUAUUCGCGCAUAUCAAACCAUAACUUCCUGAAUUAUGGCCCCUGAUUGUACGAAAAAUCGCGUUUUUAGCUUGUGGACCCCAUAGAGGUCACAAUUUUUAUCAAAUUCAAAAAAUUGUUUGAAUAUAUCACCAUUACACACUAAGAUCUUGGUUCCUUUUGAUAAUCGCGGAUACCCUAACUUAACUUCCUGGAUUAUGGGCCCUGAUUGUUCGAAAAAUCAUAUUUAUAGCUUGCAGAUUCUCUAGAGGUCACAAUUUUUUUCCGAUUUUAAAAACCGUUUAAAUACAUCAACAUUCUACCAUAAUGAAGGUUGAAUUAGUAUUUUGUGAAAAUCAAAAUGAAACCGCCCGACAAAAUGGCUGCUCUUCGUACACAAAUUGUGUAGAAGUGUGUAAUACGAAGGUUGUGGAUCCUCAAGAGGUCACAAUUUUUUUCCAAUUUUGAUGAAACUUAAAACAUAUCUUUAUAUCCCAAAGAUCUCUGUCCCUUUUGAUAUUUGCACAUUUCAGGCCAUAACUUUCUGGAUUAUUGCCCCUAAUUGUUAAAAAAAAUCACGUUUGUUUUAGCUUGUUCUCUAUCCAUCUCUUGCAAACUGUGGGCGUAUCCUGCCUGGCAGCCGCUGGUAAUGUGGGUGUAUUAUGUUGGGGCUGUUACGCAACUCUGGGGCUGUACUCUGUUAUAGUGUGCCAGGUUGAUCUUGGCCCCUUACAUGUAUGUUAACUUAUGUUAAUAAGUCAUGUGAUAUCCUACAUUAGCACAUCAAAGUUAGUAUCCAACCUUGUGGGUUUUCUCCAGGUCCUCCGGUUUCCUUCCACUGCUAAAGACGCCUACCCCCAAGCGAAUUACUGAAAUAAAAUUGAACCAUAUGUUAGUCCCAAAAUGAUCUAGUUUGUAUCGAGUAGACGUUAAAACCGCAUUUAUCUGUCUCUCACAGAGUGUAAAAUGUAAUGCGGCAAAUGUAAAAUAUA
Messenger RNA from Patella vulgata (common limpet), 4205 nucleotides. RefSeq names its product zinc finger protein OZF. The record is from RefSeq and is a predicted model, not a curated record. Lineage: Eukaryota; Metazoa; Mollusca; Gastropoda; Patellidae. The coding region runs from base 401 to 1753 and encodes 450 amino acids. Gene Ontology annotation, molecular function: DNA-binding transcription factor activity, RNA polymerase II-specific; RNA polymerase II cis-regulatory region sequence-specific DNA binding. The transcript has 2 exons. Gene Ontology annotation, biological process: regulation of transcription by RNA polymerase II.